This is a messenger RNA of Alosa sapidissima (American shad), 1371 nucleotides long. RefSeq names its product hepatocyte cell adhesion molecule-like. The record is from RefSeq and is a predicted model, not a curated record. The coding region runs from base 332 to 1072 and encodes 246 amino acids. The transcript has 6 exons. NCBI's taxonomy places the organism in Eukaryota, Metazoa, Chordata, Actinopteri, Clupeiformes, Clupeidae.
UGUCCUUUGCAGACCUGUGCGUAAACACCUUCUUCUGGUGGUGUGUGAUUGGUGGAGCCUGGCAGUCUGACCUCUCCGUACUCCACGGUGUUGUCCACUCUCGUCCUCUCCUCCGUUUUCCUUCUUAUCAGGAUGGACACCUCGGCAUACUCCACAUCAUAGCCGUCACCUGCACACACACAAGCACAGAGAUGUGUGUGUUUGUGAUCACACACACGUCAAACUUCCUCUUCUCUCUCUCUCUGGCUGUACUCAACUCUGGGCUCAUUUAAAUGUUCCAGAGAUGGGCUUGCCUGUGUGUGUGUGAGUGUGAAAGAGAGUAUUUGUCAAAAUGUGUGUGUUGCUUCCACAGAUGAGAGCUUUUACUGGACUUGUUGUCCUACUGGUUACGUCAACUUAUGGUCUGGAUUCCAUGUGUGAUGCUACUCAGGAUGCUGCAUGUUAUGGGGCUCUGGGAGGACCUGUCUACCUGCAGCUGAUGAGGAACACCAGAGGACACGAUCUGAGCCUCAAUUAUAACAGUAAACAUGUUUUUAAAUUCAGAAAAUCCAAGUCAGUGUUCUAUGAGGAGUUCAAUACCACAUCAGUCCUCCAGAGGUGGAAGUUUGUUCCUGAUAACGGGACCAUGAUUAUCAACCCUGCAGAGAGGAGAGACGCAGGAACAUACAGAGUGGAAAUCACUGAGUCAACGGGGAGAGUAGUGAAACACACAGUACAGCUGACCAUAGAAGCCACCAUGACACCAACAACAACUGCCCCCACAACUAUCUCAUCUGCAGCCAUGACAACCAACAAUGGAGUUCCCAUGGCAACAACACCACCACCUACUCCAACAUCUACAACCUCAGCUCUGCUGUGUGUGUGUUCCUCUGGAGGUAUUUCUCCAGUGUUCAUCAGUGUGUGGCUGGCAGAGAUCAUCAUCCUCACAUCACUGCUGGUGGGAGGGUAUUACCUCUACAUAAGAAACAGGACAUCACACACUCCAGAUGAGCGUAAGGACCAGGAAGUGGAGCUCACUCUGACCUCCACGAGUCGCAGGAGGAGGACACCAGAGAAGGUGCAGAUGCAGUGACUCCCCAUUGGCCCAGAGGAGGUGCAGCACCAGACUACUCCUCCAUUCCCCGUCCACUAUAGAGACUCUGAUCAGUCCAACAGUCAUAGUGCCUAUUUGUUACUAGACCCGUUCACUUUGGGAAGAGCUACAACUUCAAUUCAUCUGUUUGUUGACAUUGCUACUGUCUGUCUGGGUUAAUCCGGUCAGAUGCUCAUUGGUGGUAAAAUGUGUUUGUGUGUGUGUGUUUGGCAGUGUUCUACUAGUGUAGUUGUUUCCAAUAUGCUUCAAUAUGCUCAUAUUAAACUUAAGAUAAACUA